ACCCUAAAGAUGCUCUGGACUGGAUCAAGGAGAUGGAACGAAUCUUUAACCUCCUUGAGUGUCCUGAUGAAGCAAGAGUGGAGUAUAUGUACUACCUGCUCAGGUCUGAUGCUUAUGACUGGUGGUUGACCGUACCCGGGGCUCAGGAUCGUACUAUUCGGUAUACCUGGGCGGAAUUUCUUGAGAAAUUCCGUAAGCAAUAUGUGCCUGAUCUGUAUGUGGAUAGGAAGAAGAAAGAGUUUCUGGACCUGAAACAGCAAAGGGGGCAGACUGUUAAAGAGUAUGAUGCCACUUUCCAUCGUUUGAUGACCUUCGCGAUGGAGUUGGUACCUACUGAACGAGCUAGAUGUAACCGCUAUGAGCAAGGCCUGAAUCCCCCAGAUCAAGAUGAUAGUAGCAAAAUCAGAGACGACUGAUCUUGCCACCUUGAGAGAGGCUGCCAUGAGAGCAGAGGAUUUGGUGAAUGAAAUGGGAGCACAAAUGGCUGAAGGAAGGAAGAGAACGUGGAAGAAUGUGGGUUCCUCGAGUGCUGGGAACUCAUUCGGGGGUAGACCUAAUCAGAGUCCGAAGAUUUCACGUCCAGUGGCCAGUUACCCCGGACAGGAGCGGAGAAGUGCAGGCCCAGCUCCUAUUUGCCCACAUUGUGGGAAUCAGCAUGUGGGUGUUUGUAGGAGGGUGACUGGUGGGUGUUUCCGAUGUGGAGACACCAGCCACUUCCUCCGUGAUUGUCCCCACAUGUCAGAGUCCAGGCCUGCUGGAUCCCAGACCACAAUUCAAGGGUCCAGAAGGACUGGAGGUUCAGUGAGAGGAUCAGGAAGAGGUGGUAAUAAUCGUGGCAAAAGUCAGGGUGGACAGAGCAGUCGGGGUGAAGUGCAGCCACGAGCCUUUGCUAUGACUAGGAGGGAGGCUGACAUCUCUCCAGAGGUCGUUACUGGUAAGGAUCAAGCCGGGGGCUCAUCCAAAGGCAAGGGCAUAGCCGAGUGAAGACAAAACUAUCAAGAUCAGAAGUAAGGUCUGUACUGUAGAUAUCGGGACUCAAGCGUGAAGGGAAGCCAUGAGGUGGGCGGCGGACUCCGAACUCCUUAAAUGUUUUAUGUUGUGUGGAUUUUGUAACAAAGCGGACUUCCCCGGUUUUCUGUUUUGACUCUGAUGAAAAUGUAAGUUAUGGUUUGAAGUUUAAAAAAAAUAUAUCUGUAGAGCUCGGGCCCGAGUAUGUUUAAAUUCGAUGUAUUUUACUGUUUCGUUUUGUAAUAUAAAGUAAGGGUUUCACA
Linum tenue is the source of this 1271-nucleotide messenger RNA. The record is from the annotation of a GenBank genome assembly. Lineage: Eukaryota; Viridiplantae; Streptophyta; Magnoliopsida; Malpighiales; Linaceae.